GUGGCUUUCUCUACUGCUUGACUGCCUGUGAACUUAAAUAAACUGAUUGAUUACAAGGAAAGAGACUGCACUCAAAACAGUACCUGGGAGAAAUUAGAAGACUAUUUUCCCACUCAAAGGAAUCACCACCUUUAGUUUAGAAGCAACAGCACAAGGAAAGAACAAAAGUCUGAUGACCAAUGGCUUAUAUUUCCUGAAUCAUCUGCACUACUUUCAGCUGGACCACCUGUUUAACUUUUUCCUGUUAUCCAAAAAGUUUGGUAAAAUAGAAAAAUGAACCAGACAGAAGCUGGAUUUCCAUUCUCAAACAGUAGUGACUCAAUAAUUAGGAUCUUGGGUUGCUGUACCCAAGCUUCUGUUGUAACAGACGAUGGGUUUGAUGUGUCCUCUCCUGACGAGAGAAACCUUUUCAUCAUGAGAGUGGUUCAGAUCGCAGUGAUGUGUGUUCUGUCCCUCACUGUAGUUUUUGGCAUCUUCUUUCUUGGGUGUAAUCUCCUUAUCAAAUCUGAAGGGAUGAUAAACUUUCUCGUUAAGGAAAGAAGACCAUCCAAAGAAAUCGAAGCAGUGAUUGAUGGACCUUACUGAGGGGAAUCGAGUAAAUUUUGGUAACAACACAAGCCUGAUGAUAUCCCAAAGGAGGUAUCUUUAACGAUGCAUUUUGCCUUUCGUUCUUUCGUUUCUAACGAUGCAUUUUGCCUUUCGUUUCUAUGUGAAAUCUAUCGAAUAAAAAUAUAAACCAAUCAUGGAUGGAGAAAGAUUUGACAGUGCCAGAAAAUCCAAGACAGGACAAAAAAUUUAGCUUUUCUUCUUUUCUUUGCUUAAAAAGUUCCUCUGAAAUGUUCCAAGUGCUUCUAACAGAACAAUGCAAUUAAUCUUGAAACAAACACACAUACAGCACUUUAAAAAAAUGGUAGGGGGAUCACUACACACAUCCUUUAUUUAUUGCCCAAAGCAGAAUUUGUAAGAAUGUAUCGUAUCGUAUAGUAUAAAGCACAGACAAAAAAAAUCUUAAUUUUUAGUUUCUUGCUGGAAGGAAAAUAACUUGCAGUUCUUUGAUUGUAAUAUUUUUUAUUGAUAUUGUAAUGGUUUUCUUUAAACAAAGCAUACUUUGAUACGGAUACCGUAACCUUUGAUGACUCCAAGGCAUUAUUUAUUCAUGUUAAGCUUGGACUAUUAAAUAUUGUUUUUAUUAUACAUCUCUUACGUAUGAUAAUGGAAACUGUGAAUGUUUGCAAAAUCUUUGCAGUAUGGCAUUUUGUACACUUGAUCUAAUUUAUAUGGUUCCUGUAACUGUUUUUUGAGCCUCGGUUCAGCCUGUCUGUCUCAAUUUACUCAUUACUGGUUUACAAAACACCCUGACAAAUGGAAGGAAGCUUUUUACAUUUGGGUUUCCCAAUAAGUAGGAAAACCUAAUUUGUGGUUUACUGUUACAGUUUGGUUUAAAAGCAACAACGACAACACCGCUCAUUAUAGUAAUACGAUUAUAUGAAAUGCUAACUCGGAGGAGACACUGAAUUAAAAAUAGGGAAAUAUCACUUUCCUACUAAUGAAUUACCUGUUAAUAAACAUAUUAAUAUAUUUACAAACGAUUUGUGCCUAAAAUACACGUCAACCUUUACAAUCACCAAAGGGUAAAGCUUGUUGUUUUUGUAUAUAUGAUGCAUGAAUCCAUACGUAGCAAAUCAUGCCAUUUUUUACUUUUAUUAUAAUUAUUUGUAGUAUCGGUUUCAGAGAAAUUAAUAUUUGCAGAGAGAACACCUAGUUAAUAAUAUGUAUGUUAUGUUUAACCCCUUAACGACUGACCACUACGCAUUGCUAUCAUCUCAAUCUGGUCCCUAAUUACCUGAUGUCAUCAUAAAGGUUUUUUGGUUUUUUUUUUUAAAGCUUUUGCAGUUCCAUCAUGGACAACAACUGCAGAUAUGUGGGGUCAUUCUAUUGUGGAACGAGAUUUUUAACCCCUUAAGGACCAAACUUCUGGAAUAAAAGGGAAUCGUGACAUGUCACACAUGUCAUGUGUCCUCAAGGGGUUAAUGAGCAAAUUGUUACGGUAGCAGUGAUUGUCAUGGUUGAGUUUUGAAAGGGUUAAUUUAUGACACUGACUGAAAAUUAGCUUAUUCACUCCACCAUGGGUUGAGUGAUUUUCAGACUCAUUAUGCUUUAUUUUAAUUUUUGUAAGGUCACUUGUCAAAUUACUGCUAUUCACUAUUAAGUGAUUAGACCCCAGGGAAGAAAAUUGCAGCAGGCUGAGAUGUAAAAGGUUAAUGCAAUGUAUGAUCAUGACCAACAAAUACAAUCUUUUCUUUUAGUAAUACAGCAUAAGGUUUAUUGCACAUAGCAUAAAAUUCCAAAUGUCAAAUUUAAUGUAAAAAGCAGAAUUAUAGUUAUAUGACUAUUUGGGUAAAUUCUGUAAAUGAUCUCCGAGAUGGAAAAAUUAACAGAAAUCAAUUACUUUAAAACUGAGAUGGAAAAUCUAGCUUUCAUCAGUUACCAUAAACUAUUAAUCACUAACAACAGGUGCAAUUUAGAUAUAAAAACAAACUGGUAAGGAACAAGUAUUAUUUAUGUACAUAACAUUAGCCAGUUUCCUGGUUAAGAGCUGGAAAUUUUCCAUGCAUACAUUUAAAAAACAGAUCUCCUAAAAAUGGAAAUAUAAAUGACUUUAAUUAAAAUAAUUGCAUGUGUCAAGAUAGUUAUGAAUAUUAAAAAAAAUGCAUCACUCCGAAAAUCUGUAAUGCAAAUGAAUAAUCAAUAAAAAUGGGUUUACAGCUCUGCACAGAGAUGUAUCCUCAUAGCUGUGUACAACUGUUAUAUACUCAUGUUGUAAUAAUAUAAUAAAAAAAACGUAUCCUCACAUAUAACAUAUGGAAAAGUUAACAAAUGAAGCAGACUUCAUAUUUCUCAUUAUACAUAACAUGCAGAAGUUAAAACAGUUCAAUAAGUAUUGAUUGACUUGAAAUAUUUAUUUGAAAGAAAAAAUGUAAUACAAAUAAAUGAGUUGUAAUUUUUUUAUUAUUAUAUGGAAACUGUUAAAAGGAAAUAUACUUUUUGGGGCAUUUCAUAAAUAAACAUAAGUCCAUAAAAAAGUCAUGUAGUAAUGUUGUUUAUUAAAGCAUACAUGAGUUCUAGAUUGUAAGUAGAAUCUGUUUAUGUUGUGAGACAAUAUACUGCAAUGGUGAAAGUCAGCCACCAAUUUUAAAAGAAUAUGCCAUAUGGUAAUAUCUUAUAGAUUAAAGGGAUACUAUAGUCACCAGAACCAUUUCAGAUUAAUGUAGUGAUUCUAGUGUCUAUAGCAUGUCCCUGCAGGCUUUUCAACGUAAACACAGCCUUUUCAGAGAAAAAGCAGUGUUUACAUUGCUGUCUAGGGACACCUCCAUUGACAGUCUCUCAGACAGCCACUAGAGGUGCUUCCCAUUCCAGUGCUGCACAUUGUGCUACACUGACGUUCAGCGUCUCCAAGCUCUGCAUGAAGGCGCUGAACGUUCCCCAUAGAGAUGCAUUGCAUCGGUAUGAGGAGAUGCUGAUUGGCUCAGCACGAAAUUUGGCAAUGGGAAAGCAUUGGAUUGGCUUAGAUCAUCAAGAUUGAUCAUCUCCAUAGAGGUGAAGCCAGUCACCCAAACAGCCACAUCAGGACUAUUGUGUCAGGAAUACAUGUUUAUAUUCCUUACACUGUAGUGUAUCUUUAAGGAAUAGAAAAAUCAUUUUUUAUAUUAAAUUAGGCAUUGGGGUUUUUUUUCAAGAGCAAAUAUAUUGUGGGGCAAAGGUCUAGAAUGGAACAUUUAAUGGAAACAUUCCAGUGGUUGCCAUGGACAUUGUUCUAUACUCAGAAGCUUUCCCCAGUUCUCUGAUUUGUGGAUUUGGAUGAGCUGUAAGAGCUAGAAAUGUUGCCAUCCCAAAACAGUCUGUGUAUGAAAUGAUUGAUGGUUGAUGGUUGUUGCAAAUUAAGGUUAUUGUAUAUUUGCUGUUGAACAAGCAAAUGUUCUAGGACCAACAUAUAAUAGUGGCAUCUGUGGUUUGUUAAACACUGUUGGAUCUCUGAGCAUCCAAGAGUAUGAUGUAGUAAGGGUAUGUGAAAAGAAUAUGUAUCUCAGCAUGUCCAUUAAAUAUUGGCCAAGAACCAUCACUUGCUUUCAGAUGCACAUGGCACAAUGUAGGGAAGGAAUAGGUAGCUGGCAAAGCUGAAUUUAAAUACACUGCAACUUAAACCCACUGCAAUAAUAUAUAAUAAUAAUAAUUAUUGUAGUUAAAACCUUCUGUAACUAACUUUGUAAACACUGAUUAGUGUGUAUCUAUAUAUUUUUUGGAGUUAGUUUGAGCAGCUAUUGCCUCUAUUUUUAUUCAAUCCUCUCUGUUUAGUUAUAUUGUGAGAGAGUAGCUAGGGAGGCAGACACAGCAUGAUUCUGUCAACUUAGCUCCUCUCCCAACAUAUCACAACUGGGAGAGAAGCUGAAUUUAUGGCAGCAGCUGCAAAUAAAAGCCAAAGCUUGGGAUUGUAUCACAUGCCAAAAUCUAGCAGACUGGGACCGGUAUACCCCUGUUCUUCCGUAAGUUUAAAUGAGCCAAAGUGAGACAUUACUUAAAAAUAUAAACCUCGCCAUGAGUAAGUAGUUAGUUGGGUUUAUUUGGAAUGCUACCAGGGUUGCUGAUAGGUGGAAAACAGAGGUUUCAGUCAACAGUAGUCCCUCUAGAUAUGUUUGAUUAGAAACUCUGCUUCUUAUAUAUUAAUUUAUUACAUAAUUGCAUCGUUUUAUCAAGAGUAGUUGAAUAAUCUGUCCUUGGAGAUUUUGUUUUUCCUUUGUCAGUAUUACAUAUUGUAAUAUGGAGAUAUAAAUCUUACCUCCAAUUGCAAUUUUUUGUAGAUAAAAAUGAAAGGGUGCCAUAAUCAGUCCUGAAGCCUCAACAUGGGGCUCCAGCCCAGAGCAGCCUCCCUAAUAUCACCCCCUAAUGCUCCUGUAAUAAGAAGAUGCACGUAAGUUUGUAAUUGCAAGAAGCAACACAAAUCAUGCUGGUACAAGUAACUCUGGUCAAUAUUGCUUCCCCGCUGUUCUCAAAUCAAGGAUUUGCUUUGUCAUUACAAGUAACUAAGAAUUAUUUCCUAGUGAUAGCAGAUCAUACUGAUAUCAGGCCAGUGGCACAAUAAAUUCAAUCAGGUGAUUACUCGGAUGCAUGUGCUUGAUCUACUCCAAGGGCAGACUCUGGGCAUUUCAAUUUCAACACCAGAAAAAGGAAAUGAAAUGACACAAUGUACCUAUUCCAGAGGAAGACCUGCAGUGCUCUUACAGUGCCCAAAAGCUUUAGCUGCUGAACGUAAAGGGCAGCCAAAAUCUGAUAAUUGAUUGAAAAAACUAUUUUUUGCUUUAAAAAAAAUACUAUAAAACUGUAAGCAUGCUGUUGUAUCAAAUCAUUUUCUAUUAAAUAAUUAAACAAAUAGGUCUGAUAUUUCAUCUGCAAAUGUAUCACUUCUGUAUGAGAUAAGCAGAUACAUUUGUGUAGGAUAGUAAUUAACAGAGUGGGAUUUUUUAAGGGAAGUACAAUUUAGAGAAUUAGUGUUUUUCAUUUUAUUUGGAAUGAUUUAUCCAUAUGUAAUUUCAGCUAGUGAAAAGAAGAAUAUGUAAUCACAUGGCAUUAAAUAUACUUAAAGUGGCUCUGUCACCCCACCUCCCUCCUAAGUGAGUAUUUUCUAAAGAUAAAAUCUUUGUCAAAUACAUUGACUUUGUUGGAAUAACCACUAGAGACUACUUUAUUUUAGUAUAUUCUCGAAGCUUGACAAAAGCUACAGCCAUCAAGUUUUGUCAUUUCCCGCACCGGCCAUUAAUGACAGCUUUGGGGGAAAAGGCUCUGUCUAUGGAGGAUCCCGCAGUCUUGUGUGAUCUUCUUUAGACUUCAAUGUAAAACACUGAGGUUGCAUAUGCCAGAGUAUAACACAGUUAUGGACUCCUGUAAAAUGAAGCAUUUGGGCAGGCAGGAAGAUCAUGACAGCGGCCACGAGGGACAGGUUCAGGUAAAUUAAACUCACCUCCCCCUGUGCCAGAUGACCCAUGGAAAACAGUCACCAUCAGGGGGCUUUGCAAAAUAUGCAAAUACCUAAGAUAGUGACAGAGUCACUUUAAUAUCCUCAAUAGCAUUAUAUGAUGGUCUAUUUAGUUAAAUAAUAUUCAGUUUGUUACAUAAAAAAGAUUGACAUGUUUAAUUAAUUUAAAUUAUUCCCUGUGAAUAGUUAUUACCCAACUGAAUUGGGCUUAUCUCAUUAACCUUGGAAGGAGGAAAAGCUUAGUUAAUCCAGUGAGAAUAGAACUUGACCCUAUGGGUUGAAAUCUAACUUUAAAAUGUUAGUCCAAGCACCAGAAUAAUUACAGCUCUAUUUAAAUCUGGUUUGUUUUUGUUUUUUUUGGGGGGGGGGGAGUUGGAUCUAAAUGCAAUUCAAGUUUCCACAGCCCAAAAUUAAUGUCUUAAUGCAUACCAAGUAAACGUGAUGUAAAUCUUUAACCAGAUUUCCACCUUUUCUGUCAUGGAAUUUUUCCCAACAUGGAAAACUCCGGAGAGCUUUCAAUGUUAUUUAAUGUAGUCGUUUUGGUGCAACAACCCUGUCUAGGCAGCCAGAUAAAUCGAAACAUUGUCAUUUGUGAAAAGCGUCAAUGCUCCCGUGUGUCAGCUAAAAUGCUUCUAAUGGAGUUGCAAAAAAAAAAAAAAACAAAGGCCUUUAUGGCAGGAUGGUUCGAAUCAACUAAUGUUCCAAAUCAAAAUGGAGAACAACAUUAGUAGGUCACAAGGUUGCUAUUCUAAGUCUUUCAUAGAAACAUAGAAUGUGACGGCAGAUAAGAAACAUUCGGCCCAUCUAGUCUGCCCAAUUUUCUAAAUACUUUCAUUAGUCCCUGUCCUUAUCUUAUAGUUAGGAUAGCCUUAUGCCUAUCCCACGCAUGCUUAAACUCCUUUACUGUGUUAACCUCUACCACUUCAGCUGGAAGGCUAUUCCAUGCAUCCACUACCCUCUCAGUAAAGUAAUACUUCCUGAUAUUAUUUUUAAACCUUUGCCCCUCUAAUUUAAGACUAUGUCCUAUUAAAGGAUGACUGGUUACAAAAAUUAGAGCUGCAACACAAUACUUCGCCUUGCAUUGUUGAAAACCUAGACAUUUAGAGUAGUCCAGACUAUACUUGUGCCUAUUAAUACCUAUGGCAUAUCUCUCUUGGCAAUGGAUGAAUUUGUCUUAUAAGUAAAGAAGUCUUGAGAAUUAGAACAAAUCUUUUUUUAUGUUACACUGUUUCAAUGUAUAAGUUUGUUGUUGUCCAAAUAUAGACAUAAACCUCUGGCAAACUCUCGGGGAAUGGCAAACAUCUCCUGAGAAUGAGCACUUGUAAGAUUUAAAUUAUAACUUUAUUUGAUUUUUGUAUUUGAUGUUUUUAUGUCAAAAUUAAUUUAAAAUCAAUAAAAUAUUUGAAGACAAAGAAAAAAAGAACUCUUCUUGUGGUUGUAAAUAAGACACCCUCUAGAGUCACCUUCUAACACAGGUUUUCAAUAAUUGAGAAGCAUUUAACUGGGUGAGCACAGAGAUUGCUGCACAUGCACGAUAGGCCCUCAUCAAAUUAUCAGAAAAUGUCAUCACAGGAGGAGUGGCUGCAGCUGGGAGACUGCGUUGAACUACAAGUACGUUUACAGGCUUUUUUUUAUAUAUAUCUAUAGUUUUAUUCUACAAUGGAGAAUAUGUAUUCUAAUUAAGAAACACACUAACGUUAAAAAUGAAUAUAUACAUUUUUAAUGCUGGAGUGUUCCUUUAAUCGAGAAUCAAGGCUCCUAAUGUGAUUAGUACCCAAGACAACCAGAGCUUACAUUUGUAAAUGUCCAAGGUCUAAUUCCUAAGUAUUCAACCACAGUAAUAUAUCACAAUUAUUUCAAGCCCACCUGUGAUUUUGUGAAUAAAGCCAAACCGGGCCCAUUUCACGAACUGCACCUGCAUUAUCAUUAUUUUUGUUAUUAUUUUUAUUAUAAUUUUUUAUAAAGCGCCAACACAUUCGAGGACACUGUACAAUGGGUGGACUAACAGACAAGUAUUGGUAACAAGACAAGCUGGAGGCACAGGAACACCAUUAGCUCUUAUGUUAAUCCAGCCCAGAAUGGGGUACAAAGAAAAGAAAAACACUGGACCGCAUACAAUCUAAGAAUCUCUUUCUCAGAACCACCUACUUCCUACUAUAUUGUCACGAUUCAUUAUUUGGCAAUGGGCAAUAAUCCAGUUUUGCUAAUAGACUUCUGGACCCUGCAGGAGCCUCCUGUACUGUACAUGAUUACAGUUCAAUUUACAUAGCUGGAGACAAAAACCUCUAAAGCACGUUAACAUCUGAAUUAAAGUAAACCAGGUGUGAGGUGUGACUAGGGUUACAUGAGCAGAAACAAAAGUAAUUCAGUUAAAAAUCGAUAAACACAAUAUCUUAAAGAAAUAACAUUUGUGCAUAUAAAAUAUAUUGUUGUAUUUUGAUCUCCUUAUUAUGCAAUCUUAUUAAUUCAGCAUAUUGGCCAGAAUCUCUUUUAUUUUGUCAUUUUCCCAAGCAAUUAUUAAGCACUCAAUUGCCCCAAAAAUUUAACAUGGUCCAUAUUGUCACACAGCUCCAAUAGGUUUUCACAUUACCCUAUGUACAUAUCUAUUUCUCUAUAUUUUGUUGUACACCUAGUAUACAAUGUUGCUAUUUGUUUGAUGUAUAUUGCCUCCUACGUUUUGACAUCUCCCACAUGUUGUUAGAUUUCCUUGUAUAUACUGCUCCAUUGGUGUUUGCAUUCUUUUCACUUGUAAUAUUUUUAUUAUAGGCAUAGAAAUACUAUCUAAAUUAAUUUGAUGUUAUUAUGAGCUAUGAAAUCAUAGAUUUUAUUUUCUCUUGUCAGAACUAAUUAUAUGUUUCUAUCUGAUGUCUAUAAAUGGAAGAAAUCCACAUAAGCUAGCAAGCAGUAUUAACUGUAAUUACACCAUAUUAUAUACACUUAAUGCUGUUCUGAAAACUACAUUUGUACCCACAACCAUGCAAUUUAUAAUGCUUAGUGUUUACAUCUGAGCUGAUAUUAUUGCAAAAUCUUGUUUCUGAUUAUUGCAGUGGUGGUACUACCAGGGUCACAAGGCCGCGAGUACGAGCGGGGACCCAGGGAGCAAAUAAUUUUCUAGAGCGUGUCCUAGUUAUACACAGUUAGGAUUUAACAAAUUCAGGUUUUCCUCAUAAGGUAGCGUGCAGACUUUUUAAGGAAAUUUCCUGGUGGUACACCUGAGCUGAGCAUGUCCAGGGUAAUGCCUGCUAUUAAUCUCUCUGGGGGCCACGGGCAGCAAUUAGAGCUCAUCCUAAGUAAGUGACAGCCUUGCGAACCUCAAAGGAGAAGCUGUGUAGGAAGGUUCAUCCAUGGCUGAGUAAACAUGAGGUAAGAAGUUAUCAGGGAACGUGAGCAUAGUCACAUGAUAUGGGCAAAAGCAUAUGAAGGCUGGAGGUCUAGCAAAUAUUAGACGGCUAAAUGAUCUGAGCCUAAUGAGCAAGGGUUAUACAAGAAUAGAAAUAGAAAGGGAAAACAGGAAAAAGAGAGAUGACUUAGAAAGAGACAUGAGAACAGAGUUGACAGGGAAAAGGCAGUGAGAGCUGUGAACAGAAGGACAUUCACCUAAUAUAAUUAGAAUGCAGGCUCAAUACAAACUUCAUUCACACACAUUUAAGCCUAUGCACAAAUAUAACCUUACACAGACAUACACACAUACACACACUUACCUUCCUAACAAAUACACCUUUGUAGUCGCACACAGUACAAAUCCACCUCUGUAUUCAAACAUACAAUGAUGUGCAUGGGAUACAAAUACAUCCCUGCAUUCACACACUCUAACACUUAGCACAACUACAUACAUACAUUCACACACUCAAAUAGGGUGUUUCACUAAAUUGAAAUCCAAAUGGCAACUUUAACUAUGGCUGAGUUGGAGAAUGUUUUCAGAUCAUCUUCUUUGGCCUGAAUUUUUCCCAUUUUGAAUUCGAUAGAGUUCUGAGUUUAGUGAAUACAUCUCUGAAUAAAGGUCUAGUGAAUACACCUUUCUGUGUAUACACAUUAACAAUUCACACAACAUUACACCAGCAUUCACAUACACACAAUGACACUCCACACAAAUACACACAGACAGCAUAUUUACAUAUUGCUACACACAAAUAUACACAUAUGCACACUAAUAAUAACUGUAAGGAAACCUAGUAUAUCCAAAUCUCAUUCGGUAGUUUCCUUCAGAGCGGCCAGAGUAUCAGUGACUAUAACUCUCCGUUCGGCAGAUAAAAUAAAUGAUUUCCAUACGAAUGCAAUAGCUUUACCAGACGAUUCCCUUAGUAAAGCACACGAAUACCCAAACAUCAGCCGGAGUCUAGAAGAAGGGUGCAACAGAACUGAGCUUUAUUGUGCCACACUGGCUUUUAUACAAGUGCCCAUUCAAGGGGACAUCCCACAGGGAGGGACAUGGUACAGCCAAUCAUAACAAGAAAAAUAGUUAUACACUCCCAUUGCAAACAUACAAUUCCCUCGCUUGGACCUGGAGAUAAUUAAGGCAGAUAACAUAAUAACUUCAUUAUCUCCAGGCAGAAAAAGUACAGUUUUACCCAACUUUCAGAACACCCCUAAAAACAUGGGGUAUCCCCUGAUAGUCCUGAUCUGGGUGACCAACAUAUCCAAAAAUCACCCAGAUCAGUUCAGGGGUUCUUAAAUUCCAUGGAGGUCUUAGGUGACCGGCUUACCACGAGACUGUUGCCCAAAACAGUUCCAUGAGUUUGGGUGGUUUUGCCGGUCUAUUUCGUGAAGUUGAAAUAAACGAAUAAUCCCACGAACGGUUUCCCCUGGCUCCUAGCAGCGAUUGUUCCCCUCAUCCGAAUGCACAAAAGUACCGCGGUCUCCUAGCUGUUCGGGAAACAAAGAUCCAGCAUUCGUAUGUUGGGACCUGUGUUCGGGAAGUCAAGUGUCCGAUUUUAGUUCCACACACUCAACAACCAAGUCCCGCUGCCUUUGUUUGCACAAACAAAAUGGCCACCAUUUUCUCAGCCACGUGGCGCACACGCAGAGGGUUUAAUUGAAGGAUGCUUUUGAAGUUAACAAACCAGUGGGGUUGUCUCUGUUCGAUAGUUACAUCUACGGAAUGAAAAGGGGAGAAAUAACAAAUACAAAGAGGGAUUUCUUCACAAUAACACUAGGAGGUACAAACUUGUAUUUAUGUUGCCACAGUAUACACCAUAAAACUCAGGCAUUCAGUCUGAAAAUACAUAAAUACCACAUACAGAUCUACACCUGCUUUCACAUAUACCUCACUAACGUAUACCCUGCAUUUGCAAAUACCCACAUUGUAUACAGUUAUGCAGCGCUCACAGAUGCAAACAUGAAUUUAUUAAAAAAUGAAUUCCAAUAAAUUAAAUAUUGAAUUGCAAAACUAGACAUUUUUUCCAAUUCUGCUUUUUGUUCUACAAUCUUAAAUUUAGUUUUCAAUUGAUAACGCCUUGGGUUUGGUUGACUUGUGAUAUAUAGUGUAGAGUGUUUAUAUUUGUCUGUAUGGAACUAUGUAGUUUGUUGUAUGCUACAUAAGUAUUUUAAUACUUUACUGAUUCUUGGACUCGGGUCAAUUCGUUUCUCGUAUUAUUUUAUCAGAUAAAGUGGAAUGCAAGAUAUGCGUGUUUUUUAUGAUGACAAAGGGAAGCGGAUGUCUACUUGCAUAACCCUUUAAGCCUUGUGGAUAAAUGGUUAAAAUGCACUCUAUUUGACAGAUCUUUUGUUUUCUGUUAUGUGCAUGAAGGAUUGUUGCAAAGCCGAGAGGUUUUAUCAACCAGUCAAACAUGACCCUCAUUUUUUUUGAUGUGAUAGUCUCUGAGGUCCACUAGACCCUGCAAUAUUUUUUGAUGUUUUUAAUGUCUACAUGUAACUCCUUAUGGACAGAGGUUAUUGUCCAAGCUUUGAAACCGAAGCAAAACCUAGAAUUUGUGCUUUGUGUUAGUCCAACUGGAAUUCAAUGCUUCUGUUUAACUGUCCCCAUAAAUAAAUUAUUAUUGAUUUUUAAAGAAGAGAAAGUGCUUUCUUUUAAUACCCUAUAUGUAUAUCUACCUUACCUUACAAUAAACCCUAACACUACCCUAACACUAGGUCUACCCUAUUCCUAACCAUAAAUAAAAACUCUCUCUGUACUGAUAUUAGCAGAUGAUUUUCCUAGUUAAAACAGUAGAGUAGUGUGUUGCCAUCAUCUACUAGUUGUUUUCAAUAUUCAAGGUUUUCCUGUAUUAUUGAAUCAAGCAAGUAUUCUGUGAGCAGCAAUCCGGGUCCGUUCCGAUCCUGGGGUUCUCCCCAACUCGAUGGUCCCAAGGCCAUCGAGUUGCCAUCAGAUCAAAACUGCAGAACAUUCCAUGGCAUUUAAGCCCCCUUAACAUCGGGAAGGGAUUAAUCAGAGUUGUGCCUUUGUUAGUCAACAUCCCCGGUCCCCCUGUAGACUACCAACUUUUAACACCAUACAAAUGGAAAGUGUGUGACUGUUUAGUUUUACUCCAAACAAAAUGUGGGGUGGGAGGAUUCAUACCCUCAGUAACUAGCCAUAAACUCAUAAAAUAUUCAGAAAAAUUAUUGCAAUAAAAGGGUUAGCAAAGUUUUUAUUUAAUAUUUUCAUUCCAUUGGUACAGCUGAGUGCAAUCAUAAAAAAAUAUGUUGCAACUGUGAAUGCGAAUCACAAAAGUCCUGAUUGUGAUGUUCAGGAACAAUUAUAAAAAAUAAACUCUGCUUGGAGACAUCUGUGCUGAUUUAAACCAUAUUAAUGGAAUGUUGAUCCAGUCAGUGGAUAUUUCAUUUUAGUUUUAUUUAUUAUCUAUUUUUAAAAAAUAUGUAUUUGUGAGGUGUGAAAAAAAUUUGAAUAUAGGAAUCCAUACUGUGUUAUCCUGUAACUGUGCAAAUCCAUCUUAGCUCCCUGUCAAUCAUUGUUAUUUGAGAUGUAAAGUAAACCCUGCAUACAUGUGCUCAUUAUAGAAAAUCCCGAGCCAGUAGCAAACAUUUGAAAAUAUUCCAUUGGUAUAUAUCUGAGAAAGUAAGAUUUGUAGACAAGAAAACAUUGAAAUGUCGCUAGGAAAUGAAAAUAGGUAUUCUUCAAAAAAUCUGUCACUGUCGUCACGUCUCUGCUGUUACAUGUCUGUUACUGUCGGAUUCAUGAUUUCUGAUUGCUUGCUCGAACCUACAGCUAAACGGUGAACACAGGUAACACCUGUAGGAAGAGAUGUGAACAGUGAGUUUCCUGGAAACCGACACUGCACGAACGUCAG
Pelobates cultripes (western spadefoot toad) is the source of this 13275-nucleotide messenger RNA. The record is from the annotation of a GenBank genome assembly. Lineage: Eukaryota; Metazoa; Chordata; Amphibia; Anura; Pelobatidae.